UGAGUUGUUGCUGAUAGCAGCUCUUAUGUGAAUGCCUAUUUUGUUACCAUUCAUGAGAGUAAAGCGACUGAAGUGCAUCAGCGAUAGCGUCAUCCUUGACCACAUCCGAGGACAUUAAAAUACGUCUUCCGGAAUGACGUCGAGUAUUGCGUCACCCUCGUCCAACAUGGCGGACACGGAAAACACAAACAUGGACUCCAGUAAGAGUAAAGCUUCUCCGAAUGCGCUUAAACGACGCGUCGAAGAAGAUUGUCAGAGAAAAGACCAACAUAAAGACGUACCCGAAAGCUGCACUACCGCGGAGUACUGCGAGAAGUUGCAGGCGUGGAUGUGUCAGUACUCCACUGGCUAUGUGACUUGGCAGAGCUGGCUGGCGGCGUCGGCAGCCAUGUCCUAUCCGUCUGCUUUUCAAUCGGUCAACGGAACGUCGACGGCACGUCUCGAGUCCAACGCACAGUACUUCGGUGCCCCGUUGUCGCCCAACGCGCCUGCCUCGGGCUCCCAGAGUAGCCGGCAAGGUGAGGCCGCGGGCGGGGCUGCGGUGCCGACUCGGCCGCAGCAGCUGCCACAGGAGAAUGGACACGCACGGAGGCCAGGUCGAGAGUACACGAUCCCCUCACCUCUCCAAAGACUCCUGGCUGAAAUUGUGGAUUUCUUCAUACUGUUUUUCAUUAAAGCGGCCAUUAUUAUCAGUAUUAUGCACCUGAGUGGAAUCAAGGAUGUGUCCAAGUUUGCCAUGCAUUUUAUCGUGGAUGAAAUAGAUGAGGAAACGUCGAUGGAGGAGCUGCAGAAAAUGAUGCUGGUUGCUCUUGUGUACCCGAUAUUCGUCUGUUUUUACGAGAUUGUAUGUAUUUGGGGAGCAGGUGGAGCCACCCCAGGAAAAUUCAUUAUUGGACUUCGAGUUGUGACCUGCGACUCAUCGGUUCUGGUUCAGCCCAACCGGGUCCUCGUGGUGCCGGCAACUGAUGUGUCGCUGUCUGCAUCAACUGUACGAGCCCUGAGCAAGAACUUUUCAAUCGCGUUCUUCUUCCCAGCUUUUGUCACGCUUCUGUUCUUCCAGCACAACAGGACUGUGUACGACAUGGUCGCUGGCACCAUUGUUGUCAAGCGCUCCAGGGUCAGAUGACCCAGAUGUGCAGCACCACCGCUUGCAAAGCACACCGCAUCAAGUGUUGGAAACUAAAUCUGUGGAGGACUCAACUCUGGUCAAUGUGCACCAGGGCUCCAUUAAUGAGGAAAGCGAGGUUCUUAUGGAUCGGUGUGCCACACAACCUGUGUUUGGUUCAUGUCUGACCCAACAGCUGCAUGGGUAUCUGUGCCAAGUUCACGUCUCUUAAAAUAUGUGGGGGGAAUGACAUCUGCUCUUUUCAUAAACACAUUUGCCUCUUUUUCAAUAAUAUUUCAGAUCAGGGUUGACUUUGUUUGCUCACGCUAUAUUUAAGUUACUAAGCCACGUAUUUAUAAUAUGAUACCCCCAGUAUGUUUUUGUGUAUUAACUAGUUUGAAACGUUGGGCCUUUGGACUAUGCUCAGUGUUUCAGGUGCUCAUGUAGGCUACUGUUGUUUAUUCUUCAAAGGCACAUUCAGAGUAUUGAAAGUCUGAACUCUUCCUCAGCUUGGCAUGUUGUGGUUAUCCACAUGAUCUUACUAGGAUAUUGUAUGAAAAGUUAAGACACCCUAUUGUGGUUGAAUUGGACUAAAGUGGAGCCUCUAAGGUUGUACACAAUCUAUACCAGAAAUCAGGUGACUGUAUAUAAUUUUUUUUUUCAGAUUUGGAACAGAUUUCCCUUUAACUAUUGGAAAUAGAAACGAUUUCUACGACGGCUAAACUAUCGUUUCAUAAAAUCGUUAGAAAUGGUACAGGCAAUAGUCUAAGCUACAGUUUAAGAUUCUUAAAUAGAAAAAGUUAACCCCUCUUAAUAUUAAAAAUGUAAAAACAAAGUGAGUCUUUAAUGACGAAGAAAGGUGUAGUAUGCAGAUUUAAACUUUCUUAACUGUAAAAAGAAGAAAAGAAAAA
This is a messenger RNA of Phyllopteryx taeniolatus (common seadragon), 2016 nucleotides long. Its product is annotated as protein FAM8A1-like. The coding region runs from base 134 to 1126 and encodes 330 amino acids. NCBI's taxonomy places the organism in Eukaryota, Metazoa, Chordata, Actinopteri, Syngnathiformes, Syngnathidae. The record is from RefSeq and is a predicted model, not a curated record. The transcript has 6 exons.